GUUAUGAUGGGAAUCAGCUGUUGAGCGGUUAGCGGCGGCUGUGCGAUAUGUCAUCUUUCGUCUCUAUGCUUUCAUUUGCCUGAAUAAAAUAUUAAAAAUCAAUGAAAGAUCAUAAAUAAGUAUUAAAAUAUUAUGGAAUACACUGUAGAAAAUUUGGAACAGGCCGUAGCAAUAUUUUAUAGGACGGAAGCCAAUCAACAAGCCGAUGCCCAUCAAUGGCUAACAAAAGCUCAAAACUCCUCAGAAGCUUGGUCAUUUGUAUGGGAGCUUUUAAGUCCCCAAAGGAGCUUCCAAGUUCAAUUUUUUGCUGCUACAACUUUACACACCAAAUUAAUGAAAUAUUGGAAUGAAGUACCAGAAGACCACUAUGAAAGUCUUAAAAAACGAAUAUUAGAUGCCAUUAUUAGUUAUGCCAUGGGCCAAAAAAUUGUUCUCAAUCGACUUUGCAUUGCUUUUUCUGCUUAUGUAAUACAUACCAUACCCACACAUUGGCCCAAUGCAUUCGAAGAAAUAGUUUCCAGUUUUCAGCCCCAUAAUUUACCAACCAUUGAGUCUGAGAGAGUUAUAUGGAUACUUUUGGAAAUAUUAACAGUUAUUCCUGAAGAGUUUCAAAGUACUACACUAUCAGUUUCACAAAGAAAUCGUGUUAAAGCUGUUUUACAGGAAGUAUCUAAGGAUAUUUUGAAAGUGGUGGAGAUGUGUUUGAUGCCUAUACCGUCAAAAGGGUUUGAUAUGUCAAACUUAAUUACAUAUUUACACGCAACUAAAUGCGGUUCAGCAUGGAUGACACUGGGAGGUUUGGUUAUCGAUGAGUGCAGUUCAGUUUGCAAUCUUUUAAUUGACUUAAUAUGCUUUGUGUAUUGGAAUAAGUUAGAUCCAGAGUGCAUUUCUGGCGAAGAGAUGGAAUUAAUAGAAGUGGCAGUGGAAGCCGUAACAACCAUAAUCCAGCAUCCCCACACCUCUAUGUAUAAGAACCACGUUAUAAAAUACACGGAAAAUAUAUUGUACAAAUUUGAGAAAAUAAUCGAGGCUGAGAGAAAUGCCGAAGAACUGAACAAGGAUGUGGUAGCAAAUUUGUAUGGAUUAAUCAUUGCUCUUGCCGAUACACACUCGAAAAUCUUUAUUGACAACCUGAAAUUGCCCAACCUUGAAGACCAGAGAAUAAGUUUUGACCUAUUCACGUCGAUAUUAAAAUGUACGAACCUUAAAGGGAAUUUUCCCGUAGAUGAAAGUAGCAGUAAUUUAACGUUUGGGUUUUGGUUUACACUUCAGGACGAUGUAUUAUCCCUAGAAACGGCCGAUUCAACUCAACUUUUAUUGAUGAUCAAGCCAUUUUAUCGAGACCUGAUUUGUAUUCUGCUGAAGAAGUCCAUGCUGUCUUGGAUGGACGACACCAGUUGGCCUCUGGACGACAGGGAAGUGUUUAGAUGUUACAGGCAGGACGUGUCCGACACUUACAUGUAUUGCUACAACGUCCUAAAUUUAGAAAUGCUGGAUAUUUUAACAAGCAAACUAAACGAAGCGCUAUGUAAAGAAACUGAAACGGGAUUCGUACAUUCGCCGGAAUGGACCCAAAUUGAGACCUGUUUACAUGCUUUCUGUGCGAUCGCGGAAAGCAUAGAGAUGGAGAAUUUAUACUUGCCCAAAUUGAUGAUGACAAUUAAAGAAAUUCCGUAUAGGGAUCUCAAUAUUAAGGUCAUGUCUACGGCUUUGGAAACAGUCGGGGCUUAUUCAGAAUGGCUGACCGAUCAUCCAGAUCAGUUAAACAACGUGAUGCCUUUGGUAAUAUCGGCCCUAGGAACACCGGAAAUAUCAACCAGUUCCACCAUGGCUUUGAAAGAUAUAACACACAGUUGCCAAAAGUUUUUAUUGCCAUAUGUAGAUCAUAUUUUACUGGCAACGCAGGCGGCGUUUCAGAGUGGAGCCUUCAAAUUGGGAGAAUGCAAAAGACUGAUGUUUAGUAUAGGUAAAGUGUUAAGUAUUAUGCCGGUGAAUCGGAUUAUGGACUAUUUAAAUGUUACCCUGGCUCCCACUUUUGAGGAAAUUCAAAAUAUUGUAGAACAUGAUCCAACUCCCAGCACAGCUUUGUGUCUCAUGUCACGAAUGAAAGUCCUAUCUGCAUUGUUUAAUUCUCUGUACGUUGCAUCCGAAACGAACAUAGAACAGCCCGUUUUUUUAAUCAUGAAAAAUACCAUGCCCCUGUACAAAACGAUGGCGGAGAAAUAUUGCAGAAAUAACGAAGUUAUUAUGGAUCUGAGCGUUUUACUGAAAUAUGUAGUAACGACGUUGAAGGACGAUUGCAAGCCCUUAAUAGAGGACAUUCUUCAGAUUGUGGUGACAGUGUAUGGAGAAAAUCCUCAAGAUCAUGUUUUAGUUGUAGCCAAAACAGUGCUGAUAUUAUUUGGUAGAGAGGCGGAACUGCAAAAUCUCAACAAACAAUUAGUGCAAGAAAUCUGUAACAGAACGUUACAAACCUGCGCCCAGUAUAGUACCAAUAACCAGUUAUCAGAAAUAUCAGAUCUUUUGGAAGGGUUCUACUCGUUUUUGUCCAUACUUAUUAAGAAAGUACCGCAACUGAUAUUUAAUUCCGCCAUAGACACUGCAGCGUUAUUUCAGUGUGCGAUAUUGUGCUUGGUGUUGCCGGAAACGCAGACUCUGAAGGCGGUCUCGAGUUUCCUGGUGAAUUUUAUUAACCACAGCCGGGACGUGUCCCAAGGCGACAUAAUUCAAACUUACGGCGAAGGCUUAGUUAUAAGGAUACUUUUAAAUUUAGGAAGUACUGCUCCUAGGGCUUCCCUAGACGUUCUCAGUGAUAUCAUUCUAGUGUUAAAUAAAAAGUACUGUGAUAACCUCUAUAGAUGGCUGACCAUGCUGUUGGCUCAAGAAAAUUUUCCGACGGCCAGGAUCACUUCCGAACAAAAGGAAGCUUUUAUUAAAGUGGUUUUAAGAUCAAAGACCAACAAGAGGAAACUGAGCGAUUCUGUGCUAGAAUUCGCUCUGAUAUGUAGAGGGAUAUUAAAGCAAGGCAACAAUUUACCAUAGAUUUAAUUUUUUUUUUAUUAAUAAUUUAUGAACUGUGUAAAUACAAUUAAAAACGUUUUAAC
Messenger RNA from Sitophilus oryzae (rice weevil), 3104 nucleotides. It is a transcript of the gene cdm, whose product is annotated as importin-13. Gene Ontology annotation, molecular function: small GTPase binding. The record is from RefSeq and is a predicted model, not a curated record. Bases 133 to 3042 code for a protein of 969 amino acids. NCBI's taxonomy places the organism in Eukaryota, Metazoa, Arthropoda, Insecta, Coleoptera, Curculionidae. The transcript has 16 exons. Gene Ontology annotation, biological process: protein import into nucleus. Gene Ontology annotation, cellular component: cytoplasm; nuclear membrane.